Molecule: messenger RNA, 732 nt
Organism: Pieris macdunnoughi
Lineage: Eukaryota; Metazoa; Arthropoda; Insecta; Lepidoptera; Pieridae
Source: the annotation of a GenBank genome assembly
AUGAGGACGCUAGUCGCCCUUAUCCUUACAGGAUAUGUUCUAGUUUUAUGUUCUGGUCGUGAAGUAGGCGAAACAGAUUUAGUUGCAGACGCUUCACACCACAAAGGUCAUCAUCACGAAGAGGGCGGUGGCAAAGAGCAUCACGCACACCACCAUCACGAACACGGUGAAAAGGGCCACAAAGGCCAUAAAGGGCAUCAUCACCACCACAAAGGUGAACACGGCGAUCAUCAUAAGCACCAUCAUGCAGGACAUCAUCAUGAACACGGAGGCGGUCAUAAAAAGCACUGGGAUGAACAUGAUCACCAUGGCAAACAUCACGAACACGGCCAUCAUCACAAAGGUGGUAAACAUCAUCACAAAAAACAUUUUGACAAAGGUGAAGAGACCGAUGGUUACCAUAAAAAAUAUCAUAAGGAUGAAUAUCACAAGGACCAUCACUUUUAUGAUGAUCACCAUAAAGAAGGCAAACACCAUAAGCAUGAAAAGCAUCAUGGUCACCAUGACAAACACGGGGGACAUCAUAAGAAAGGAGGUCAUCAUCACUCCGGACAUCAUGAGGACCAUUAUGGCAAAAAGGGUCACCACGAUAAACAUCACUAUGACGAAGAUCACAAAGGCCACAAAGGACACGGGGGCCAUGAAGAACAUCAUCACGACCAUCACGAACACGGUAAAAAGGGAGGUCAUGAAGAUCACAAACAUUGGGGAUUCCAUCACGGAAAGCACUGA